Molecule: messenger RNA, 2695 nt
Organism: Phaeodactylum tricornutum CCAP 1055/1
Lineage: Eukaryota; Bacillariophyta; Bacillariophyceae; Surirellales; Neidiaceae
Exons: 2
Coding region: 224-2695 (823 amino acids)
Source: RefSeq, a predicted model, not a curated record
CACACCUGGAACGCAUUCGCGCAAACAAACAACCGAGCUUGAUUGCUUUUGAAGAGAGAGAGAGGAAAACACUCUUCUGUUAGUUUGUCAUUCACAGUCGCUACUUUCAACGACAGCGACGGUCUGCUCCUUUUUAUGUUCCCGUCGCUUUUGGUUUUGUGGAACUCGUUUUGAAUCCUCGUUUCGCUCUCCCUCUCUUUAAAGGCAUUGUGUGGGAACGAUUAUGUUGGAGCCGGAAGAUCCACUGGAAAUAAUUGACUGUGACUCGAAAACGCACGCACCGGACGAUGCGGACAACACUCCUUCAGCGAAACCCGACGCGCCUACGACUACCCCCACCUUGGUAACCGAAAGUUCCGAGCCCGAGACCAGCAGCGCUUCCGACGUGCAUCCUGUUUCGGGAGCUGAAAUGGACUCCGUCUCCACCUUGCCCAACACGGCUCGUCCCGUCCUCGGCACGUCUCUCAAUCGGGAAGCCAUUGCCUCUAACGUCACGGAAGGUGCCAACGCCAUUGCGCAAUUAAUGAGUGAGGGAUUCGCACGUCUCGGCAUGCACUCGUACGGAAUCCCAACGGAACGUCUCCUAGCUCCACCGGCUCUCCGUCAUAUUCAUUCAACACCGCUGGACUGGAGACGAUCCUCUUUGUAUCAAAGGUUCAACGACGAAGAGGACCUUCCUCCUCCCGUACCAUUGGAUCCAUUUCAGCGAUCGACGUCGACCCCCUCGAGCUUUCGUCAGCGCUCCGUUAACAGCGCAUUCGGAGCCGUGGGCAGGGGUGCUUUUGCGUCAUCCCUCUACGGUGGUACCUCCUACGUGGAUUCCGGAUCUGCCUUUGGGCCGGUUCGAUACUACGCCUACGGAUUGGAAGAUAUGGAACGAACGUCCAUUGAAGUAACGGACAUGACGUCCGCCAACACGUCUCUGUCUCUCGCUACCAGUAGCGCCGACAUGCCAGUAGCGCCCAAAAAACCCUCCUUCAAGGCCAAAAAGUAUCUGGCGAAUUUUCCACCCCUGCGGCGAAGGCGACGCCGUGCUUUCAACGGAAGGAAAAAUCCAGUUCCUGCGGCAUCCGUAUCGUCCGGAUCAGCAGAAGGGAAGAGCUCGGAAGGAUCCGAGUCUGCCAGCGCAUUAGAAACGGCCGUUACUGUGGUAACCGAGCCGGCGACCAAUCCGAACAACGACUCGCUUCUAUCGGAAGGCAUGGAAGUUUCCGCUAUGGUGCGGGCAUCCGGAGUAGUAGGCGGUUAUUCUGAAUUUUCCAGGAAAAUGUGCAGCCUAUCGAUAUCAGGAAAGAAUAGUCGAGACAAGGGAAGCGACCCGGACGAAGAGGACGAAAUUGAGACGCGAAUUACGGAGCCGUACCAUGCACUCGACUCCGAUGCCGACGACGACGGCAACUAUCCAAAGAUUGAAACGUCGUUAGGCGAAAGCCCAUCAUCUGUCCCGUCCCCGGUGUACCAGCAAAUCUUGGACGAUCCCUCUCCAAGCCCUUCCGUCGAAACGAGUCCUGUGCAAGAGCUAAAAACACCGAAUAUUCGUAUACAAGUUUCUAACGCAAAAGAGAGGACGACCAGUAAUCGGUCGGAGAGAGGUGUAAAAAGCCCUAGUCCGACCCAAAUAGGUCGGGAAGGGUCAGCUAUAACGGCGCGUUCCAUUGACUCGGAAACGGCAUCCCCAGGAACCACGAGAUCUUCCAAUACCGGAUCAUCUUCUGGACACACUACACAGGGUACCGCAAGCUCGCAUGGUAGUGCCUUGCAAUCAGGAUUGUCAACGAUUUCCGAAACGGAUCGCGAAGUAAUGGAGGCCAACAAACAAGGCCAGAAGCGCAGAUCGCUUCUGAAUAGUCCAGUUACCAGCAAAGUGGAGAACGACGUAACGAGUAUUCAUUCUUCCUCGACGAGCAGUAGUGCAACCUUACACGGAUAUCUUGCUUUGGGUGGAAGCCCUGCAUCACUGCGUGAUGGAGCUGUAAAUGUGCCAGGUGAUCGAUCUUUGGCACUCUCUUCGCGCCGCAGUGGCCGUACGAGCUCAGCAGGCACUCUAGGAAGUGUCUCGUUGGCCCAUACCAGCUCGUCUGGAUCCUCAGAAGAACCUCCUACAUUUGUAUCGUACUUCGAUCGUGAGGGAAACUCCGAUCUCAUGUCAGUUCGAGAAGCGACAGAAUCUUCAUCGCCCCGUGAAGGAGGAGCUGAUCGUGAAGAACGAGAAGGUUCCCCUGCCGAGCUUUUGUGCUAUCCAUCCGUGGUCUUUCAGAUAUCGGCACCGUCUGAAAAGCAGCCGACUGUAGUUCGUCCAGGGAGAAACCGAGGGCGUCUAGACAAAUCGCAAUUGCCACCUCGAAGCCCAGCAAAGGGACUUCGCCCAGCAUCCACGUCUACUCCUCCUCCCCGCAGCUCAGUGUCGCCUAUGUAUCAGCAACUUUCACCUCCACGAAAUAUUGUCGAAAAGUAUUUGCCUACACAAGCCGAGGACUUGAAUAUUUCUCGGCCGCACGCGUGCGUAAUGCGCACAUCUCUUUCGAGCACAGCCCUUAGCGGUCCGUUAAACACCGAAGAGGGGGCACCGGAAGAUCGGCGUUGGUUAGAAGGAGACGCAUUCCCACUUCAAGGAACGACCUAUGAAGAUAAUGGCAUAGAGGUUCUUAAGACGGACUCGAAAGACGAGCACGCAUCUAGCAAGGCAAUGCUUUAA